Paracoccidioides brasiliensis Pb18 is the source of this 1191-nucleotide messenger RNA. RefSeq lists its product as uncharacterized. The record is from RefSeq and is a predicted model, not a curated record. Gene Ontology annotation, molecular function: alpha-1,2-mannosyltransferase activity. Bases 1 to 1191 code for a protein of 396 amino acids. Gene Ontology annotation, biological process: protein O-linked glycosylation; protein N-linked glycosylation; cell wall mannoprotein biosynthetic process. Gene Ontology annotation, cellular component: membrane; Golgi apparatus. The transcript is spliced from 4 exons.
AUGGCUCUCGCAAGACCUCUUCGACUGUUACUAGCCUCCUGUUUCAUCCUCUCUCUUUUCCUCAUCUUCCAUGUCUCGAAAUCGCCCACUGUGUUGACAGCAGGAAAGGGACAUUACGACAAUGGUCUUAAGAGGGACCCACUGCUAGAUCCUACAGGAGAGCCGCCCGAACCCCUUUGGAGGGCAAAAGAUGAUGCCUACGCGCCGGACAACCCGAACUCCGCUCGCAUCAACGCAACACUCCUGGUCCUAGUCCGAAAUGAAGAACUGGACGAGUUGAUCAUGACGAUGAAAGACUUGGAAAGAACUUGGAAUAGCAAGUUUAAUUAUCCAUGGACAUUUUUUAACGAUAAGGAAUUUACAGAGGAGUUCAAGAUUCGAACCCAAGCCGAGACAAAAGCAAAAUGCAGUUACGAAUUGAUUCCAAAGGAGCACUGGGAUGUUCCUGGCUUCAUAAAUAUGGACCUGUACGAAGAGUCCUCUAAAAUACUCGAGGAGAAGGGUGUCCAAUACGGCAGCAUGAUGUCAUAUCAUCAGAUGUGCCGCUGGAACAGCGGCAUGUUCUAUAAACACCCUGCUUUAGAGAAUGUACAAUACUAUUGGCGGGUCGAGCCAAAGGUCCAUUUCUUCUGCGACGUCGAUUACGACGUUUUCCGAUACAUGCAAGAUCACAACAAAACCUAUGGCUUCACCAUCAAUCUCUACGAUGCGCCGCAAAGUAUACCUACUCUGUGGCCACAGACGCUCAAGUUCCUCGAGGCACAUCCCCAAUACCUGCACAAAAAUAACGCACUGGAUUGGCUGGUGGACAAUAAACAGAGGCCACAGCAUAACAAGAACGCAAAUGGCUACUCUACCUGUCAUUUCUGGUCCAACUUCGAGAUCGCGGAUAUGUCAUUUUUCCGAAGUAAGGCUUAUGAAGACUACUUCAACUACUUAGACCUUGCUGGAGGCUUCUUCUACGAAAGAUGGGGGGAUGCACCAGUUCAUUCUAUUGGCCUAGGCUUAUUCGAGGACAAGAGUAAAAUCCAUUGGUUCCGCGACAUUGGCUACCAACACGUGCCAUAUUUCAACUGUCCCAACUCUCCAAAAUGCAAAGGCUGCACCGCAGGCAAAUUUUAUGCCGGGGAUUCAUCUCUCCAGUUGGAAGACUGUCGAGCAAAUUGGUUCAAAUAUGUUGGAAUGGAUUGA